AUGUUAUCAUACGAAACAAAUAAUAGUAGCAAUACUAUUGGUAUGAUACCAUCAAGUCCUUCAAAGAAUUCAUCAAAUACUUAUUUAAACAAUAUGAGAAAGGAAUUACUCUCAUUUAAUAGUUUAAAUACAAGUGGUGUUAGUAAUACAACAGAAGAAUCAAGCUUUACAGAUUUAAAUCAAUCAACAGUUGAAAUUUUAACAUUAAAUAAAAAUUUAUUAGAUAACAGCAAUAGAAGCGAUUUUCAAACUAUUGAUUUAGAAGAUGACUUAUCACCAGAUUAUCAAAGAUAUAUAAAAAGAAUUGGUUCACUAUCAUAUUUAACAUUUUUAGGAGCAGUUUUUGUUUUAAUAAAUGAAAAAUCAAGUGUAUUUGUACAAUUUCACGCAUUUCAAUCAUUUUAUAUUAGUAUCGGUAUCAUUGGUUUCCAAUUGGUUUUUGCAUGGUCAUCAAUAAUGACAAUAUUACUUUGGUCAUUAUAUCUUUUAUUUAUUUUAUUUAUGUUUUUUAAGGUUAAUUCAAGUGUUGGAAAACCAAUUUAUAAAUUACCAGUUGUUGGUAAUAUUUCAGAAAAAAAAGCAAUUCAAAGAUCUCACGAAUACUCACUUUUAUUAAAAUAUCACGAUAAUAUUAUUAAAAGUGAAAUUGCAUACAGAAAACAUUUAAAAAUUCAACAACAACAACAACAACAGCAACAACAACAACAGCAAAGACAAUCAAAUAAUUUACCAAGACACCAAAGAAUUAAUUCAAAUAAUAGUAUAGUAAUGAGUUCAGAUGGUGAUUCAAUGUUAAAUAGUAGCAGUAGUAGCAGUAGUAGUAUUUAUUCUGAAAAUCAUAACCAAGAAGAUAAUUUAAACGAAUUAAACCAUUAA
This is a messenger RNA of Dictyostelium purpureum, 876 nucleotides long. RefSeq lists its product as uncharacterized. NCBI's taxonomy places the organism in Eukaryota, Evosea, Eumycetozoa, Dictyosteliales, Dictyosteliaceae. The record is from RefSeq and is a predicted model, not a curated record. The transcript is spliced from 3 exons. Bases 1 to 876 code for a protein of 291 amino acids.